Molecule: messenger RNA, 753 nt
Organism: Hippoglossus stenolepis (Pacific halibut)
Lineage: Eukaryota; Metazoa; Chordata; Actinopteri; Pleuronectiformes; Pleuronectidae
Gene: olig4
Product: oligodendrocyte transcription factor 4
Exons: 1
Coding region: 1-753 (250 amino acids)
Molecular function (GO): protein dimerization activity
Source: RefSeq, a predicted model, not a curated record
AUGGAUUCUGACGCUGGCUCCACCUGCAGCCGCUCGUCAUCCCCUGACCUGGUGGUGGACGACUCAGCUGGGAGCUUCUUCUCCAACAAGAUGUUCCAGACCUACUACCAAGAAGGCAGAGCAGACGACGAGGCCAGCGAGGGGAGGAUGGAGCGCUGCGGCGGUAAAAUCAGGUCUGAGGACGGCAAGGAGGUGGUGCAGGACCUGAGGCUGAAAGUCAACAGCCGGGAGAGGAAGAGGAUGCACGAUCUCAACCAGGCGAUGGACGGCCUGAGAGAGGUCAUGCCCUACGCCCACGGCCCCUCAGUGCGCAAGCUGUCGAAAAUCUCCACCUUGCUUCUGGCCCGCAACUACAUCCUCAUGCUGUCGAGCUCGUUGGAUGAGAUGAAGAAGCUGGUGGGGGACGUUUAUGGAGGCAGCGCUGCCGUCCAGAGCCGCACCGCAAGCCACCACGCCAUUACCCCCACAGCCCCCACAGUCCAUCACCCACUCCAUCCUCUAGCACAGUCUCUGCACUCCCUGGUGGGUGGCACUCCAUCCACGCUCCAGCACCAUCACUCGUCUUCGGUCCCAGUCCCACACUCCACUGCCAGCUUCCUGGGCUUUCAUGCUCCAGUCCAGGGCCUGCUGAAGGACCCCCUGCACCUGACCAGCUCCUACAGGCACUUCCCCGGCAUGCCCUGCCCCUGCUCCCUCUGCCAGCCUCUGCCCACAACUACCUCCACAUUGCACAGCCUGUCUAUGAACAAGUGA